UCUAGCGCGGACGACCUUGUGCUUACCUUUGUUCUUCAUUCACAUUGGUGAUCGUCGUGACCGACUGCUACCACACACCGUGUGCACCGACUGCAUCCAUGAGAGCCCUAAUUGCAAUCUACACGUAGGCAGGUGGGCGAGCUAAAGGCCACAAUGUCGUCUUCAUCGUGUUUGCUCUCCUCUCAGUCGUGCUUGUACUUUUGCCAAGUCGAUGGCACUGGCAGACACGCAAUGUCGGAUCUUUUGGGUGGCGCUCGGUAAUUGUACCAUGGCUAUCAGCGCUAUCCUGUACGCAAAUACCUUUGAUGGGGUACCUCUGGGCUGGUGCGACUUCGCUGGCGCCGUUGGAUACUUGUACGGUCCAGGAAUUUCUGCCGGAGCUCUCUGCCUCUUCCGAAAGCUGGAGUCGAUCGCUUCUACUCGCCAGGUCGCGUACACUCAAAGCGAUCGCAGACGCUUCAUGAUCGUCGACUUGAUCAUUUGCGUUGGCAUUCCUGUCCUGUUGGUUCCUCUUCACAUUGUGGUCCAAGACCAUCGCAUGGACGUCGUCUUGGGACAUGGCUGCAAUGCGCCUACAUACAUGAGCGUCCCUGCGCUGUUUUGCUACUAUCUCUGGCAGAUCGGGCUGGCUACCGCAUGCGUGGUCUACGCAGUCCUCACGUUGAGGUGGUUCUUAAUUCGACGCUCGCAGCUUAGCUCAGUAUUGCAAUCCAGCGGAACUGGAAUCUCGAAAGAUAAAUACAUCCGUCUCAUGUUACUAGCUUUCAUCGAGGUCGUCAUCAGCUUCCCGCUAGCCGUCUACGUCCUCGCUGCCAACCUUCUCUACGUUGAAUUGCAGCCCUACCCAAGCUGGGACUACGUCCACGACAACUGGGGAGCCGUUGGGUACGUCACAACUGAAGAGAUCCCCUACGCCAAUGUGGUGAGCCUGGAAAUCGGACGUUGGCUAGGAGUCCUGGCUGCCGGAAUCUUUUUUGCGUUUUUUGGACUCACCGCGGAUACGAGACGGCAAUACGCGUCCUGGAUCAGAGCCAUUUCGGGCGGUCGCCUUUGCAAACGCAGAAAUAGCGAUGCUCCCCUGCCCGGUCGUAUCGCCUCCUUGCCACGGCGAGGAAUGUACGGCGACACUUCAAGUGAACAAGAUCUGGAGAAGGACUGGACUCCUACCAAUGACUCAGUCGAAGGAGAGCCGCGCCUCAAACUGUAUGAUGACCUUGAAUCGCCGCACUCGGCGUCUUUCACGGGCCUGAAGGAUAUUCACGUCACAACCGAGCGCAUUCAAGUCGGCUGAGACAGAGUGCGACUAUCGCUCAAUCACUCGUGUCACUGGUCCCUUCCAGUACUGGCAUUGCUGCUACCAUGCUGCUGCUUGCAGCUUCACAGCGAAUAGUUCUCUCAUUUUUGUCACAACUUCGUAGUCCUUGUGCUGGUCGCGCUCCGUUCGAGAUGCGUCUGUCAUCC
Messenger RNA from Ceraceosorus guamensis, 1461 nucleotides. RefSeq names its product STE3-domain-containing protein. Gene Ontology annotation, molecular function: mating-type a-factor pheromone receptor activity. Bases 212 to 1291 code for a protein of 359 amino acids. The transcript is spliced from 11 exons. NCBI's taxonomy places the organism in Eukaryota, Fungi, Basidiomycota, Exobasidiomycetes, Ceraceosorales, Ceraceosoraceae. Gene Ontology annotation, biological process: G protein-coupled receptor signaling pathway. The record is from RefSeq and is a predicted model, not a curated record. Gene Ontology annotation, cellular component: membrane.